Rotaria socialis is the source of this 546-nucleotide messenger RNA. The record is from the annotation of a GenBank genome assembly. NCBI's taxonomy places the organism in Eukaryota, Metazoa, Rotifera, Eurotatoria, Philodinida, Philodinidae.
AUGGAGGCAGAUUCGGUGAGAAUCAAUGAACUGGUACGGUACCUGAAGGAUGGCAUAGUCAAUACCGAUGUGAAUGAUUCUGUUGAAUAUGAAUCUCAUGAGCCUUCUGAUGAUGAUGAAUGUCAACCUACGUCAGAUUGCUAUACAACAGAUUCCAGUAGCCAAGAUUCAUCGAUAUAUGAGAGUGAUGUACCAUUUGAUCUCAGUGAAUGGCUAAUAAUUGAUUCAAGAUCCAACCGUCGUAGAUCGCCUCUAAUCCUAGAAUUUCUUCGGCUUCUACUUGAAAAACCACGCUAUUCAUCUUAUGCAUCAUACACGAAUUCAUCACUUGGAAUAUUUCAGAUUUAUAAACCAAAUGAGGUGGCUACUCUUUGGGCCCGAGUUAGGUCUCGACAGUCAUCUCGAGUAAUGUCGUAUGAUAAAUUUGCACGCGCUAUUCGACAUUAUUAUCAAUACAGUGCUAUGAUCAAAACGAACAGUCGAUAUACAUUUCAAUUCGGAACAGUAACAUCAGGGAUUGAGGACAGAAAUAAUCACACCAGUUGA